Messenger RNA from Osmia lignaria (orchard mason bee), 11888 nucleotides. RefSeq names its product Transcription-associated protein Nipped-A (gene Nipped-A). Gene Ontology annotation, biological process: DNA repair; regulation of DNA-templated transcription. NCBI's taxonomy places the organism in Eukaryota, Metazoa, Arthropoda, Insecta, Hymenoptera, Megachilidae. The record is from RefSeq and is a predicted model, not a curated record. Gene Ontology annotation, cellular component: NuA4 histone acetyltransferase complex; nucleus; SAGA complex. Gene Ontology annotation, molecular function: protein binding.
ACGUAGCAUAAAUCGAAAUUUUGAUUGAACAAUCAAAAUGGCACCACCGGAUCCAGUUACGCAGAUGAACACGUACAGAUCGUACGUGACCAUGUUGGCCGAUCCAGUUUCAAAAGAUGAGUUGAAACUGAAGGCAGCUCAAGAAUUGUCGGAGAAUUUUGAGGUCAUCAUGUGCUCCUCGCAAUAUCCGGCAUUUCUUGACCACAUGAUGAAAAUUUUUUUAAAGAUACUUCAAGAGGGUGAACCGCACUUCAUCUCCGAGUACAACAUUCAACAAGUUAGAAAGCUGAUUUUAGAAAUGAUACAUAGGCUGCCCAGUAACGAUUACCUACGCCCUUACGUGAAACAGAUUUUAAGUUUGAUGUCGAAGUUAUUGGAAACCGACAACGAGGAGAACGUGUUGGUCUGUCUGAGGAUCAUCAUCGAGUUGCAUAAACAGUACAAACCAACUUUUAAUCCAGAAAUACAGUAUUUUUUGCAAUUCGUUAAAUCGGUGUACAGUGAGUUACCAAAGAACUUGCCAAAAAUAUUCGAACCUAGACCUCCGUUGAGAGUGAAAGAUCUAUCAGAAAUAAACAUAGAUGCACUUUUAAAAGAGACAUUCACGAUUACGGCUAUUCAAAGCGAAAAGAAAGCUGCAGACGGCACUGUUGUUACAUACAAUCUUAUUCCAAAGGCAGUACUGUCACUGAAGGUGCUUCAAGAGUUACCAAUCAUCGUAGUACUUAUGAACCAACUGUACAAGCAAAACGUGCACCAAGAUGUGUCCGAUUUCAUUCCUCUGGUGAUAACAACGAUAACUCUUCAACCAAGUCCUCAGCACCGCGCAUCCCCUGGUUUUAACAAAGAGGUUUUCGUCGAUUUCAUGGGUGCUCAGAUCAAAACGUUGUCCUUUUUAGCGUACGUGAUCAGGGUGUAUCAAGACGUCGUUUCUCAGCACAGUUCAUUGUUAGUGAAAGGUAUACUCGGACUGUUUACUCUGUGCCCGAUGGAAGUGGCACACUUACGGAAAGAAUUGGUGAUCGCUUCGAGACAUAUCCUGGCGACCGAUCUUCGAAACAAAUUCAUACCGCACAUGGAGUGCUUCUUCGACGAGGACAUCUUCAUAGGUCGUGGUUGGACCACUCACGAGAGUCUCAGACCUCUAGCUUACUCAACUCUCGCUGAUUUGGUUCAUCAUGUCAGAUUAUUGUUGCCAUUGAGCGACGUCUCCAGAGCUGUGCAUCUCUACAGCAAGAAUUUACUCGAUCAGAGCCUUCCAACAGCCGUGCAGAUGGUCUCCUGCAAGCUUUUGAUGAACCUGGUGGAUACAGUCAGGCAGAGGUCUGACGCAGAGAACAGCAGCCAAGGCAGGGAGCUGUUGAUGCGUAUCCUCUUGGUGUUUGUAUUAAAAUUCAAAACGAUCGCGAAGAUCUACAUACCGAUUCUCCGGAACAAAGCUAAGCAGAUGGCGCCUCCUGGGACAGACGUGAAAACAGAGGAUGUGAAGCCGGUUAUUCCAGAUUUAAACGAGGAUAAGGAAACAGGGAAAUCGAAAUUCGGCUUCCCUUCCUCUCAAGCGAUGAGCUACAACGUGGCCGACUACAGGAAUUUAGUUAAGAGUCUGGUUCACGGUGCGAAAGCUAUCACUGCGAAUUGUAUAAACAGCAAGACCGGCGAGGUGACGCAGUCUAAUCAGUUUCAACCGAAGGAGACGUUGGUUUAUAUCAAAUUAGUUAAAUGGGCAUUGCCAGCUUUGGAUAUCUACACGAUAGGUCCUCCGACUCUCGGUGCGAUCCCUCAACCGGGUAGACCGGCGCAAUCUCAGACGAUCAGAACGCGAGAGGAGAAGGAGGUUCUCGAGUUAUUCGGUAACGUGUUCACCCAGAUGAAUCCACAAACAUUCCAGGAGAUAUUUUCGACCUCGAUCGACUAUAUGGUCGAGAGGAUCUUCAAGAACUGCGCGUUGCAAAUCAUUGGAAGUGCCUUCCUGUCCAGUCCUACGAUAUCGUCUACGUUCGCCACGAUCUUGGUGGAAUAUUUAUUAGAAAGAAUGGGAGAUAUGGGUUCCAACGUGGAGAGGAGCAAUUUGUACCUAAGGCUGUUUAAACUCGUAUUCGGUAGCGUGUCUCUUUUCCCAGCUGACAACGAGCAUAUGUUAAGGCCGCACUUGAAUCAGAUCGUCAAUCGAGCCAUAGAGUUAGCCAUGUCCGCUAAAGAACCUUAUAAUUAUUUCCUCUUAUUAAGAGCACUGUUCAGAUCAAUCGGAGGUGGUUCUCAUGAUCUUUUGUAUCAGGAGUUUCUACCUCUGCUGCCGAACAUGUUGGAAGGUUUGAACAGGUUACAAUCUGGUUUGCAUAGGCAACACAUGAAGGAUCUUUUCGUCGAAUUGUGCCUGACAGUUCCGGUGAGGCUGAGCUCUCUUCUACCGUACCUUCCGAUGCUGAUGGAUCCUCUGGUUUCCGCGUUGAACGGAAGUUACUGUUUAGUCAGCCAAGGAUUGCGCACUCUGGAGUUGUGCGUGGACAAUCUUCAGCCCGAUUUCCUCUACGAGCACAUACAACCGGUGCGAGCCGAUCUGAUGCAAGCUCUUUGGAGAACUCUUCACAAUCCGACGGAUCAGGCUCACGUAGCCUUUCGAGUGUUGGGUAAAUUCGGCGGAGGAAAUCGGAAGAUGAUGAUCGAACCGCAGAAAUUGGAGUACAACGAUCGAGAGACCAACUCGCCGGCUGUCGUUGUAUAUUUUCAAGAACCCACGAAACCGAUCGAUUUCCCGGUAGAGAGGGUCAUCGAGACCGCGUUCAACGCUUUGAAAUCGAACAGCACCGACUCGUUUUAUCGUAGACAGUGUUGGGAGGUGAUCAGUUGUUACCUAGCCGCUUCGCUACGAUUGGACGACAACAAUGCGAUUCUUCAUAAAUUAUUUAUGCAUCCGACUUUCAAAGAAGGCAAAAUCUCGCACCAGCAAGGCCCUCAUUACAAGUGUCCGGACGCUGUGGCGAGGAACGUUCAGCAAACAGCGUUGACCGGAUUAUUUGUAGCCGCUGAGAUCAAAGAGCUGAGGCAUUCAGUGUUGGGCACAGUCGUGUCGAUCGUCAGACACUACACUAUGGUGGCGAUCGCUCAGCAAGCUGGUCCGUUUUGUCUUACCGGGAGACAGAUUCGUAUGCAGGGUCAAGAUCCUCUGGUGUUGAUCGACGCUCUGGCGGUGAUCAUGGGCCACGAGGAGAAAGAACUGUACAAAUCUGGUCAUCUGGCUCUGGUCUUGAUCCUCGAGACGGCGACUAACAUUCUCGGUUCGAAGCAACGAGCCUGUCAACUACCUCUGAUGGAGUACUUGGCUGAAAAGAUGUGUUCCCUUUGCUACGAACGUGCUUGGUACGCGAAACUUGGCGGCUGCAUAGCGAUCAAGUUUCUUUUCGAACGAAUGGCGACCAAGUGGGUGUUGAAUCACCUGUUCGUUUUCCUGAAGGCAUUGAUGUUCGUGAUGAUGGAUCUAACAGAGGAGGUGUCGAACGGCGCUAUAGACAUGGCCAAGGCCAACUUGGAGAAGAUGCUGAGAGUUUGCGUGAACCCUGGGAUUCAAGAUGGAAAUACGGAAUUGAUAGAAGCGCAAAACAAAAGUUUAUACGAAGUGACACACGAAUUGGUGAGACAGGUAACGUCUCCUCACACCUUGGUGCGGGAACAGGCUAUGGCCUCGCUGCGAUUGCUGGCUGAAAUACAAAAUAAAACCGUGACGGAAGUGAUGGAACCGCACAAAGAAGUUCUAGCCGAUAUGAUCCCACCGAAGAAACAUUUGCUUAGGCACCAACCGGCGAACGCUCAGAUAGGUCUGAUGGAUGGAAACACGUUUUGCACCACGCUUAAUCCGCGGCUUUUCACCAUCGAUUUGACUGUCAUAGAGCACAAAGUGUUCUUCCAGGAGCUGCUGACUCUCAGCGAGGCAGAGGAUGCCAAUCUGAAUAAAUUGCCUUGCUACAAAUCCGUCUCGAAUCUCAUACCGCUGAGGAAAUCAGCGUUAAGAGCGCUGGCUGCUUGCCAUUACAUCGUCGCCUGUCGAGAGAAGAUCUUCGGCGUUCUCUACAAAGCAUUGGAGAAACCAAACGCGGAACUGCAAGAGGCGGCCUUCGAGUGCAUGCAAAAAUUCAUCGCUGGUUAUCAAAUCGAUAUGGAGUCCGUCCACGCGAUCAUGCGACCGAUGCUCCUAACUUUGGGCGAUCAUAGGAACUUGAGCCUGAACUGUGUGAAACGACUGUCGUACUUGACUCAGCUGUUCCCUAGCACGUUUAGUAUUACUCUCUGCGAACAGUUGUUGCAGCAUUUGAAGAAACUGUUGGAGAAUUUAAUACAAGCGCACAAAGGUAUAUCCAAGUCUGGGGAGAACGAGCAGAAGAUAGCAACCAUCAUAGGGAUCUUUCACGAAAUUCCUGCGGCUACUCCGAAAUUCAUCGACGUUCUCUGCAGGCUCGUUUUGCAGACAGAAAAAUCUCUGAUGGUCGAAGUGUCCAGCCCUUUUCGGAUUCCUCUGAUGAAAUUCUUGCUCCGAUACCCUACGGAGACUCUGAAUCUCUUCUUACACGACAAUAACAUCAAAGAUCAGCAAUGGAGCAGGUACUUGGAGUUUCUUAUCAAACAAAAGGAAGGGAAACCUAUUCGAGACGUGUUGCACAACAGCACGGCGAGAUUGAUCACGAUGUUGCUCGCGCAUUCUCAAACCAAUUCGAAUCUGACUCACAACGAGAAGAGCGAGCUUCAGCAUCAAGCGAUCAAGAUCAUCUCCAUUCUGAUCAAGUUCGAUGAACAAUGGCUGUCGACCCAGACACAGUUAGUAGGUGCAUUAAAACAGAUUUGGUGCAAUGAUGAAUAUCAAGCGUUGCACAAGAAGGUGGAAAGUGUGGAUUAUUGUCAUUGGAAGGAACCCAAGCUGAUCGUGAAGAUUCUGCUGCAUUACUUCAGACACCAUCCAAACGACAUAGAUUUAUUAUUUCAAUUAUUAAGAGCAACCUGUGACAGAUUUAUCCCGGAUUUUCAAUUCAUGCGAGACUUCCUGGAGCAUACGGUAGCACAAGAAUACACAGUCGAAUGGAAACGAAGCGCCUUCUUUAGAUUCGUCGAUCACUUUCCCACCAAUAAUUUAUCGCAAGAGCUGAAGGCGAACGUGUUGCAAUUAAUUGUUAUUCCUUGCUUCGCUGUCAGCUUCGAAAGAGGAGAAGGCACGAAACUGGUCGGCGGCGCACCGAUGCCUUACCAAGACAACCCUGAGAACGUAGUGUCCGUGUUCAUCAGUAAAAUCAUCGAUCCUGAUAAUCCUUUUGGCUCAGCCGAUUGCGUUCGCAUAUCUUUGCUCCAGUUCUCCUGUCUGCUGGUCGAGCAAGCCUCUCAGCACAUCCACGACGUCAGUAACAAAAGACAGGGUAACAAAUUACGCAGACUGAUGACCUUUGCCUGGCCUUGUCUCCUGGGAAAAAACUGCGUCGAUCCUACAACCAGGUACCACGGUCACCUGCUUCUUAGUCACAUAAUCGCCAAGUUUGCCAUUCACAAGAGAAUAGUUCUGCAAGUUUUCCAUAGCUUAUUGAAGGCGCACGCGUUGGAUGCGAGAAACGUAGUGAGGCAAGCUUUGGAGAUCCUAACUCCAGCCAUGCCGGUGAGAAUGGAGGAUGGCAACACGAUGCUGACCCACUGGACCAAGAAGAUCAUCGUGGAGGAAGGACAUUCCAUGCAACAAUUGUUCCACAUCCUCCAGUUAGUCGUCAGACACUACAAAGUCUACUAUCCUGUCAGGCAUCACUUGGUCCAACACAUAGUGAACUCCAUUCAGAGGCUAGGAUUCAGUCCGACCGCGACGAUAGAACACAGACGGCUGGCCGUGGAAUUAGCGGAAGUGAUCAUCAAGUGGGAGUUGCACCGAAUCAAGGACGAGGUCGAAAGCGCGGAAUCCGGAGGGAAUAAAACUUCUACGGGAUCGAUGAAGCGACCGAUGAACGAUGAUCCAACGGGACAGAAACGGAUGACCACUCAAGGAGCCACGGGUAGCUCGACCGUUCCUGUGAUCAUGCCCAGGAUAGAGCCAGGAUCUACGAAACCGAUCGAACGCGCUCACGCAGACGCGAUUCUGAAUUUCCUACUUCGACUGGCUUGCCAGGUGAACGACGUGACGACGAUUCACGGUAAUCCUGGCGAACAAUUAUCAAGAAGAUGCGUGGCUCUGUUGAAGAUGGCUCUGAAGCCUGACGUCUGGCCGCAAUCCUGCGAUCUCAAGUUAGCUUGGUUAGAUAAAGUGUUAGCUAGCGUCGAUAGUGCUCAACCGAACUACGGCAACAUCUCCACGGCUCUGGAGGUGUUGACGUUUCUUCUAGGUGUGAUGAAGAGGGAGCAAAUAUUGGCUAGCUUCAAACCACUGCAACGCGGUAUCGGUGCUUGCAUAGCAAGCAGCAAUACCAAAGUUAUUCGCUUAGUUCACGGACUGUUGUCCCGUUUGAUGACUAUUUUUCCAGCCGAACCUACCUCGUCCACGGUUGCGUCCAAGUACGAAGAACUGGACACCUUGUACACCACCGUUGGCAAAUUUAUAGUCGAUGGAUUGGCGACGUACGAAAAGAACACCACUGCCACACCAAGUUCGUUGUUUGGAACGUUGAUGAUGCUGAAGGCUGCAUGUACGAACAAUCAAAGCUACAUCGAUCGACUGAUCACACCGUUUAUGAGAGUCCUUCACAGGAUGGCUAAAGAUCAUUUGCAUUCUACUCAAACAGAGGCGAAUCCGGUUGGCAGUGAAUUGUUGAUCCUGAGUUUGGAUCUUGUGAAGAAUCGAGUGGUAGUGAUGGGAGUGGAGAUGCGAAAAUCAUUCAUUGGCUCGAUUCUCGUUGGCUUAAUUGAGAAGACUCAAGAUAUAAAAGUGAUGAAAGCGAUUACUAAAAUGCUCGAGGAAUGGAUGAAGAAUAAGAAUCCUAUUGCAAUAAAUCAGGCGCCUAGUCUGAGAGAAAAAUCGAUCCUACUGGUCAAGAUGAUGCAGUAUGUAGAGAAACGUUUCCCUGAUGACUUGGAACUGAACAGACAAUUUUUGGAAUUGGUCAAUUACAUCUACAGGGAUGAGACCUUGAAGUCGUCCGAAUUGACGUCGAAAUUGGAACCGGCCUUUCUCUCGGGUUUGAGAUGCGUUCAGCCUCAGAUACGAACGAAAUUCUUUGAGGUAUUCGAUGGAUCGAUGAGGAGACGUCUUCACGACAGACUUUUGUACAUUAUUUGCAGCCAGAGCUGGGAUGCGAUCGGUCCUCACUAUUGGAUCAAGCAGUGUAUCGAGCUGCUGCUCGUCACUGCGAAUUCGACCACUCAGAUACAAAUGUCUAACCAGGAUACCUUGUUACCGAGCGUAACGUCUGUGAUAAACAUGGCAGAUAGCGAAGAGCAUAAGAACUUCAUGAUAUACAGUUCCGUAAAGGAAGAACCUCAGGACAUUUCCGAAGGAACCGACGUUAAGGACGAAAUUUUAGAUAUGGACCUGUCUAACGUCGAUUCGGCCACUGUUCCCGAAGAGAUCAUCACCACCGGGAAGGCGACCUUAACGCAGUUGAUCGCGAAGCAAGGAGAAUUCAUCGACUAUGCCAAGAAAAUUAGAACGGAACAAUUAUUACUAGCCACGGCGCAACUUUGCCACAUGGACACGAAUUUAGCUGAACGCGUUUGGCUGGACACCUUUCCUCGAAUCUGGAGCAUCCUGGACGAACAUCAGCACAACACGUUAAUCACAGAAGUGGUGCCGUUUAUUUGCAGUGGUACUCAUGUCAUUCAGAAAGAUUGCCACCCAAGUGCGAUCGCUACCUUCGUCGAGGCGAUAUCUCAUUGCAAUCCUCCAGUACCAAUGAGGCCAGCUUUAAUGAAGUACCUAGGCAGAUCGCACAAUCUUUGGCACAGAAUGACACUGAGUCUCGAGCAAAUGGCAUUCGACAAUGGAAACAAUCAAUUCAAGAUCAAGAGAGAGUCCGACUGCUACGAUUUCGAGCCUGACAACAGCCCUCAUGCUGAGAUUUUAGACUCUUUGUCGGAUAUGUACUCGUUGCUAUGCGAGGAGGACAUGUGGUCUGGCCUUUGGCAGAAACACGCCCAUUACAAAGAAACUCUGCAAGCUACUGCGCUUGAACAACAAGGAUUCUUUGAACAAGCACAAGGAGCUUACGACGUGGCGAUGACAAAGUUCAAACAAGACUACGUCUCUACACCGGCUCCUUUCAAGAUACAACGCGAGGCUAUGCUGUGGGAACAACACUGGAUAAGGUGCGCCAAGGAACUGAAUCAAUGGGACUUGUUAUUGGACUAUGGUAGCAAAAAGACAGAGAAGAAUCCAUUUUUGAUUCUCGAGAGCUCUUGGCGCAUUCCUAACUGGACGAUGAUGAAGGAAGCCCUGGCCCAAGUGGAGCACAACUGUCCAAAGGAAAUGGCUUGGAAGGUGAACUUGUACCGUGGUUUCCUGGCGAUAUGCAACAGCGAGGACCAACACUUGAGCGCUGUCGAACGAUACGUGGAGUUGGCAUCCGGUCUCUGCAUGCGUGAAUGGCGCAGGUUGCCUCAGAUCGUGAGCCACGUGCACUUGCCAUUACUUCAGGCCGCCCAGCAGAUCAUGGAACUGCAAGAGGCGAUGCAGAUCCAUCAAGGUCUGUUGCAUGGAAGAAGCACGUCGUUGCACGAUAUGAAGGCCAUUGUGAAGACGUGGCGAAAUCGAUUGCCCGUGAUUGCCGACGAUUUGAGUCACUGGUCGGACAUCUUCACCUGGCGACAGCAUCAUUAUACCUUCAUCUCGAGCCACUACGAUUCUCAGCAAGAUCAAACCACCAAUCAUUCGAUGCUUGGCGUACACGCGUCCGUCCAAGCGAUCAUCCAUUUCGGCAAGAUAGCCAGGAAGCAUAAUCUCUGCGGCGUUUGCUUAGACUCCUUAUCUAGGAUCUACACGAUACCCAGCGUUCCCAUCGUCGACUGCUUCCAGAAGAUCAGGCAACAGGUCAAGUGUUACCUGCAAAUGGCAUCGGUCGGCGGCAAGAACGAACUGCAGGAAGGCCUCGAAGUGAUCGAAUCGACGAACCUUCGAUACUUUACCAAGGAGAUGACCGCAGAGUUCUACGCGCUUAAGGGUAUGCUGUUGUCCCAGAUAGGUCGGUCCGACGACGCUAACAAAGCCUUCUCGGCUGCUGUACAAUUACACGACACCCUGGUGAAAGCCUGGGCACUUUGGGGCGAUUAUUUGGAACACAUCUUCACCCGCGAUGCUCGCCAGAUAUCCAUCGGUAUAUCGGCGAUCACCUGCUUCCUUCACGCGUGCAGACACCAAAACGAGUCCAAGUCCAGAAAGUAUCUGGCGAAAGUAUUAUGGUUGCUCACCUACGACGACGACAAGUCUUCCUUGAUGGACGCCGUCGACAAAUACGCCGUGGGUGUUCCACCGAUCCAGUGGUUACCUUGGAUACCUCAGCUGUUGAUGUGUUUGGUCAGACACGAGGGCAACGUGAUAUUGAAUUUAUUGAGUCAAGUCGGAAGGAUGUUCCCGCAGGCGGUUUAUUUCUCUAUCAGAACUCUGUAUCUGACGCUGAAGAUCGAGCAACGCGAAAGGUACAAGAGCGCGGAGUUGGCUGCUGGAAAGAAUCAGGAAGGCGUGGAAGGUCGAGGGGCUGCAGGGAACGUGCAGCAGCAAGGUGUACCUGAAACGGGACCAAUUCGAGCCACACCGCCUAUGUGGAGGUGCUCGAAAAUUAUGCAUAUGCAGAGGGACAUUCAUCCUACUAUUUUGUCUAGUUUAGAGGGUAUCGUAGAUCAGAUGGUGUGGUUCCGAGAAACAUGGUACGAAGAAGUGCUGAGACAAUUGAGGCAAGGUCUGGCGAAAUGUUACGCGAUAGCUUUUGAAAAUCGUGGUGCAGUGAGCGAGGCAACCAUAACUCCUCACACGCUAAACUUUGUGAAGAAGCUGGUGUCGACGUUCGGCAUAGGAAUCGAAAAUAUAUCCUCGUCUCAAAAUGUGAACAACACGUUUGGCUCAGCGGCUUCAGAAUCCUUGGCGCGCAGGGCUCAAGCUACCGUUCAGGAUCCCGUCUUCCAGAAGAUGAAGGGACAGUUCACCAGCGAUUUCGAUUUCACCGUGCCCGGGGCGAGGUUGCUACACAAUUUGAUCAGCAAGCUGAAGAAGUGGAUCAAGAUACUCGAGGGGAAGACGAAGCAGUUGCCAAAGUCCUUUUUAAUCGAGGAAAAGUGUCGAUUCCUGAGCAAUUUCAGCCUGAAGACCGCCGAGGUGGAACUCCCGGGAGAAUUUCUGUUACCCAAACACUCUCAUUACUACGUCAGGAUAGCCAGAUUCAUGCCAAGGGUCGAAGUUGUUCAGCGACACAACACUGCAGCCAGGAGGUUGCGUAUUCGUGGUCACAACGGUCGUUUGUACCCUUAUUUGGUCGUGAACGAUGCCGGACUCGGUGAUGCGAGACGCGAAGAGCGUGUCCUUCAGUUGUUACGAAUGUUGAAUCAUUACCUGGCUAAACAGAAAGAGACCUCGAGACGAUUCUUGCACUUCACCGUGCCUCGAGUUGUCGCGGUCUCCCCGCAGAUGCGACUGGUCGAGGACAACCCAGCUUCGGUUUCUCUCUUGGACAUAUACAAACAGGGUUGCGCGAAGUUGGGUAUUGAACACGACGCGCCUAUCGCCAGGUACUACGAUAGACUAGCAACGGUGCAAGCAAGAGGAGCGCAAGCGAGUCAUCAAGUUCUAAGGGACAUCCUUAAAGAGGUACAAACGACGAUGGUUUCCAAGACCAUGCUGAAGGAUUGGGCGGUGAAGACCUUCCCGGGUGCGACAGACUACUGGACCUUUAGGAAAAUGUUCACCUUGCAAUUGUCUCUGGCUUGCUUCGCCGAGUACGUCCUCCACUUAACUAGAUUAAACCCAGACAUGAUGUACGUGCAUCAGGACUCGGGUCUCAUCAACAUCGCUUACUUCAAGUUCGAUGUCGAUGACACGUCCGGUGAGCUGGAUGCCAACAGGCCAGUGCCGUUCCGAUUGACACCGAAUAUUCUUGAAUUUCUCACGAGUACAGGUGUUUCUGGACCAUUGACUGCCAGUGCCAUUGCUACAGCUCGAUGCUUAGUGCAACCGUCCUUCAAAGUGCAUACGAUCCUCCGUGCGAUCUUGCGAGACGAAGUGAUCGCGGAUCAUAACAAGAAACAGGAGGACGCAGAAAAUGCGUCCCAAACUCCGACAGACAUGAAAGGCGAGCUUCUGAUAACGAUGGUCACUCGUGCAGUGAACGCGAUCGUUGGCAGGCUGAAUUCUUUGGCCAACUUCGAUGGAACCGACAGCAAAGUCAGUACUCUCGUUGCCGCAGCCAAUAGUCAUGAUAAUCUGUGCAGAAUGGACCCGUCUUGGCACCCGUGGUUAUAGACGUAUCUUUUAAUAGGCCUACUUGUGCUUCCAAUAGCAAUUAAAUGCAAGGAAAGUCAGUGGGUGUGGGUGAUUUCCACGAUCUGUGCAAAAUCUGUAUUAAUGUAGAUUUCAUACGGAGAACACCUACAUUCAUUGAUAUUCUUCGAAUUUGAGAUCUUUCGACACACACAUCCUUUUUUUUUCUUCUAUCCAAAUGCUUCGUUCUUGUGUAAUUUUGAUCGAAAAGAAUGAAUUGUAAUUCGUGUAAAUAAUUACGUGUAAACGUAAGGAAUCGUUUGCAAGAGACGUUCCCGAAAGUGAAGAAAGAAUCGUUCGAUUAUACGUUUCUUGCGCCGACAAAUUUCGCUCGUUUAUCCUCGACCUGUUAAUAUCGUGUAAAAAUUCUCGUUCCGAGAAUGCUCCAUUGUAUCAUUUAUUGUACAUAUUUUUAAAUUUAAGCGUUAUUUAUAGCGAUUUGUCAGAAAGUGUUUAUAAAUUGAAAGAAAAAAAA